UGUCACCUAAACUUGUUUUUGUCCUCUUUUCUCCAGAGGACAGGUGUUGGACACGGAAAUCACUGGAGAAGAGAGACGUCUGCAGUCCCACGUCAGAGCGAGGUGGUCAGUACAGAUCAAGUCAUAAACCAUUUAUUAUCAGAUCAGAGCAGGUUUGACACAUAACUCCCUCCUCCUCCUCCCUCCCACCCGCCUUCCCCCUCUUCCUCCUCCUCCUCCUCCUCUCGGGUCCUCCUCGCUCUCUCAGACGGACCUCUGCGUCUCCGCCGGCUGCACUUCACCUCGCUCUGCGGCGGCCUCCCAACGCUCCGGAGCGCAGAAGAUUCAUGGGACGGAGGUGGACCUUCAACGGCUGGGAUUCACCACUUGCCCCCCUCCUCCUCCUCUUCCUCCUCCCUUAGUUGCGGCGCAUCUGAACGGUCAGUCAAGUUUACCAACUUAGUUUUGGGGCUUUUAUUCCGCUGUGGUGUCUUUGGUGAUGCCUCCAGACUGGAGCCGCUCCGGGACGCACCCAAACCUGACAGGUGCGCCUCUUAUACACAACCAAAGACUCUGUGAAAGCUGGCUGCGCGCAAAGAUGAAGGAAAACUCACUUUUUGUGGCAGUUUAAAGUCACGAUCUUGGCUUUUUUGGGGCUGAUUAUCAGAAACCAGAUAUGGAUGGAUCAUUUUGGACCACGUAUCAGUUUGAUCUCGCGGGUUAGACAGAAUUCACACGAUGCUGCUUCCAUUCUCGAGGUUGCUGUGUUUGUGGCUGUGCAGCGAGGCCGUCGCGACUCAGCUCCACGGGCCGAAAACAAAGACGACUUUCAGCCCUCAUUAUGAAUCCGCCGCCGCUGACAGGAAUGCGCACAGCCGGAGAUGGCGCACAGUCAUCGGGGAGGACAAUGGGGAGACUAGCGGGGACACUGCGCAGGCCUCGUGGCUGGAUACUGUAAACCCGUCACCCUCUGACCCGUUGGUGACACGGGUACACCAGGGCGCUGUGCGCAAAAGCGACGCGCAAAAUGGAGCGCGGCGCAUCAGACGCGUACCCGGGGACGAAGCUUUACGCACGGAUAUAAACAAGACUGAUGGGCCGCGGAGUGGUGGGUGCACUCCGGGAGAAGUGCUAAAACAGACCACACAUGGACCCACGUGUAUCAUCGAGAGGAACGGACACAAGCGGCGGGUGAGACGGAGCGCAAAACCCGGCAAAAGGAAGCGGAGCGAGACGCUGCAGGAUGGAGCCGCCAUGGCGCAGGAGCAAGAGGACCCCGGACCCCCUUUCGGACUCAACGGCAGUGACUAUGAGGAGGAGUAUUCGAUGCCGGACUUCCCCGACGCCACGGCGCUUGUACCGGUGGAUCCGCGAACCAGACGGAAGCAGGUGAAGAACCCGUUCUACCCGGUCACCGCGGAGUCGUACGGAGCGUACGCGGUCGUGCUCACCGCCGCCGUCAUCUUCAGCGUGGGCAUCAUCGGGAACAUGUCGGUCAUGUGCAUCGUGUGUCACAACUACUACAUGAGGAGCAUCUCCAACUCGCUGCUGGCCAACCUCGCGCUCUGGGAUUUCGUCAUCAUCUUCUUCUGCCUGCCGCUCGUGGUGUUCCACGAGCUCACCAAGGACUGGCUGCUGGGAGAGUUCUCGUGCAGGAUCAUCCCCUACCUCGAGGUGAAGGGGGGAAGGGAAGGGUGUGGGGUUGAUGCUGAUGAUGGUAGAGACCGGAAAUGA
Molecule: messenger RNA, 1713 nt
Organism: Plectropomus leopardus (leopard coralgrouper)
Lineage: Eukaryota; Metazoa; Chordata; Actinopteri; Perciformes; Serranidae
Source: RefSeq, a predicted model, not a curated record